CAAGACUUUGAGAGAAGAGUUAACGUAAUGUUCUGUUCUGUAACAGAGGACUUUGGUUACCUAUAUAAAGCUCUUACUUGCUGUUUCAAUUUUCUCAACUAAGUUUAUUGAAAAUCAAAUUCAUUUUUUUUUCUCUUUGUAUUUGCAAUGGUGAUGAUGAAUAAGCUGUUGUCGCAUCGUUUGUUCAAUAUGUCAAAAAUUGCGUCGCAGGGUUUAAUGAACUGUCGUAUCUCGUCUUCUUCGUUAGCCGUGCGAACUAGGGUUCCUAAUAAUCUAGGAGAAGCCACGAUUGAUCCGGAGCCUGGUGAUUUGACGAUUUCUCGGAGGUUUUUGCACAAAGACUCCAUGAGUCGGGCGGAUGGUACUAUGAAGAUGUCGAUUGGGGAGGGUUUGAUUGAGAAGCUUCGAGAAAUGGAUGUGAACAAGGACCGGAUUCGAUUAGACGGGCUUUCUCAUCAUCGGAUGAUGGAGAAGGAGAAGGAGGAGACUGAGUCGUUGGGGCUUACGGUGCAAGACGUUAAGAAGUUGCUAAGAGCGUCACAGAUCGAAGUUGUUAAAACGAAGCUGUUGGAGACCGGGAAAAUCUGGAUUCGUUACUCUGAUUUCGUACGUGUUUGUAGUGAUUCUUCGUUGGAUCCUUCUCAAGGACCUUGGAUCGCUAAGAUGCUUGACGAUUCUGGAAACGUAAUCGUUUUGGGUGAUUCUGUUUGUUUAAGACCUGAUCAGGUAACCAAGUCCAUCGAGGGCCUGCUUCCUUUACCACAGAUCCGUAACCCAAAUGACCCAAGAAGAAAGGAACUAAAAGAGCUUGAAGCCAUAAAGACGGUCAUAGACGAGAAAGCACAUUCUUUGGUGAGAAGAGAGCUGUGGGCUGGUCUAGGUUACUUGAUCAUCCAGACCGCAGGGUUCAUGAGGCUAACGUUCUGGGAUCUCACAUGGGAUGUUAUGGAGCCAAUCUGUUUCUAUGUCACAUCGGUAUAUUUCAUGGCGGGUUACACUUUUUUCCUCAGGACAUCGAGGGAGCCUUCCUUUGAAGGGUUUUACCAAAGCAGGUUUGAGGCUAGACAGAGGAAACUGAUGAAAACUCAGGAUUUUGAUGUUGGGAGGUACGAUGAGCUGAAGAAGCUGUUUAAUCCCAAACCUUCUGCUGCUGUUCCCAAGAUUCUUGGAACUCUGCAGAAUUGAUUUUUUGGUGUUUCCUUAUCCUACCUAACCUGAGAAAGAUAAAACUGACCCCCCAAAAUUGUGUACAACAAUAAUUUUGAUAACUACAAAAUCUUUCUAGGGACAGUAAACAAACAAAAAAAGAGAAUAAGACAGAGAAAAAAAGGGUUCUAGUAGUGCGGCUUAUGUAAUUUCGAAGAGUAGAUAAAAAGAAUCAUUUGUAAUGAUAUACUGUGAUAAACUUCUAUCAUAUAUAUAUCAAACCCCCUUAUGUAUAAAUUAUGUAUUCAGUC
Molecule: messenger RNA, 1457 nt
Organism: Camelina sativa (false flax)
Lineage: Eukaryota; Viridiplantae; Streptophyta; Magnoliopsida; Brassicales; Brassicaceae
Product: calcium uniporter protein 4, mitochondrial
Biological process (GO): calcium import into the mitochondrion; mitochondrial calcium ion homeostasis
Cellular component (GO): uniplex complex
Molecular function (GO): uniporter activity; calcium channel activity
Source: RefSeq, a predicted model, not a curated record